Messenger RNA from Talaromyces rugulosus, 3327 nucleotides. RefSeq lists its product as uncharacterized. The record is from RefSeq and is a predicted model, not a curated record. NCBI's taxonomy places the organism in Eukaryota, Fungi, Ascomycota, Eurotiomycetes, Eurotiales, Trichocomaceae. The transcript has 7 exons. Gene Ontology annotation, cellular component: endoplasmic reticulum membrane. Bases 1 to 3327 code for a protein of 1108 amino acids. Gene Ontology annotation, biological process: protein N-linked glycosylation; cellular response to oxidative stress.
AUGUCGUCUGAAAUCGAACGGCUACAGCGCCUUCUAGCGGAAACCGAACAGCAGCUUUCCGCCUCUCAACAGCAGCUUUUAGCUUCUCAACAGCAAUCCUCCAAAACCAACCUCCCUACGUUUCUUGAUGGCCUCCACAAGCAUCUUUUUCUCAACCUUGGAGUGCAGCUGGAUAAGACAAAGUCGACGCGUGGCGAUCCCGUAAAUGCGACCAACAAGCUUCGCCCCCGCAAACUUAGAGCUUGGGAUUCUUUCGCCGGCGAACAAGAGGAAGUCUGGCGAUUGCUGAUGGAUUCUUCGCUUAUGGAAGAUAAAUUAUUCACUUCCCUGCAUACUUUGGAAGAGAUGGGUGAAAAUACCGUUGAAGACCACAUUUCGAGAAUCAUUGAAGAGCUCUACAAGGAUCCAGAACUUCGACAAACUUUCGGUCUGAGAGGGUCUAUCCGUUUCGAAAACCAUUCCAAUACACUGAGCCCAGAACGAGACCUGGAAGAAGCCUGCCCGGAGAAGACGCCUGAGUCUGAAAUUCCCCAACCAGUAAUCAAACGGCCUCAAGCUGACCAGUUCUGCGUCUAUAAUAUUACAAACGAAUCCUCUGAAUCAACACGUGGUGUCGCUGCUUAUAUCAAAGAGUAUAAAUCUCCACACAAGGUGACUUUGGGCCAUAUAUACGAGGGAUUAGGAGAUAUGGACGUGGAUGAAGUGAUAGAGAAGAAGCCCAAGGAGCCUCUGAAAUCUCGCUUCCAGCGAGCUGUUAUUGGACUCCUCUCGCAGCCUUUUGACUACAUGAUACGUGCUGGUACGCAGGUCGGAGUCUUCAGCACUGGCGAAGCCGAUAUCUAUCUACGAAUUGGCGAUGACCCUUCAACACUUUUCUACCACCUUUCCGUGCCAAAAGGAGACGUUGGAGAUGAGACAGGAUGGGACCCUCACUCGGAUUGCCCCAAUCGCUUACACUUGACUAGCGCAGGUCAAUCUCUCGCCUUUACUCUUCAAGCGCUUCGUAAGCGGCCCCAGAAUCAGGCUUGGCGUUUGCAAGCAAUCGGUAAUUUACCGAAGUGGAAAAUUGUACUUGCGGACAUUCUGAACGAUAUUUCUUCUGAUGACGUUCCAUCUUCCGAGUAUCGUCCGCCAAAAACGAACAUCUCCUUCCUGCGAUCUCCAAUCCAACUACGUCGCAGGAGGCCCAAAUUCAACACGGAUGGUUAUCGACCUUCGAGCACGCAUAAUAGUAGUUCUGAUAACGACGGGGAUGACCCCAAUACACCAAGCCGGGGUCCACGUAUCCCUCGGGGUGUCGCAAGAAGCCAACGACCAGCAACCGACCAACAGUCUGACCAAGCUGAGCCAGGCUCAUUUCACGAGGAUAAUCAUCGACGCUACUGCACAUUAAAAUGUCUACGCAGCCUGGUAAAUCGAAAGGGAUUGGACAGGGAGUUAGACCGGGAUUGCCCCAAUGUCCAUAAUCAUGGAAAAACGAAGCAUGUUUUGACCGUAAAAUCCUCCAUCAAGCGGUUGCAACGUCAAUUAUCCGAGACCGUCAAUGAAGACUGUGAGACACUUGGUAUCCACGGCUCUCGAGGUGCUCUUCUGAAAGUGACGCUCUCAUCACAUGGGUACACCGUGCCUGCGAAAUGCACAAUCCCAGAGUUCCGCGACUACCUUCGCCAUGAAGCAGCUGUAUACAACAGCCUUCGACCGCUCCAGGGGAUAUACGUUCCCCUACACCUUGGAAGCAUCGAUCUAGUCCACCCAUACAGCUACGAUGGGAUUGCCUACCUCAAGCAUAUGAUGCUACUGAGCCCAGGCGGGCUCCCUCUUAGCGUAGCAGCUAGAGACUUAGAUCAAAAUAUUCUAAUCUCCAAGUUGAAAGAGUCCCUAUCAGCGAUUCAUAAGCAAAACGUCAUUCAUAAAGACCCGGCCCCGCGCAAUUGGUUGUACAAUCCAGAAAGCAAAAAAGUGGUGAUUUUUGACUUUGAAAGGGCUGAAAUUAUCAACCCACGCUCGAUAUUGAGCCUGAUUUCACCGAACCGCAAACGCAAACGAAUUACACUCGAUAAGGAACGUCCAGGUCCAGGAUUUGUGAAGGAAAUAAACGAAGCGGUGUCUGAGUUGCGGGGCUUCCGUCUACCGCCACCUAAACAUGUCGUUACCUCGGAGCAAAGUCUGGCUUCCACCCGCCGCGAUGCCACACGCCUUCCUCCGUCGUCAUCCGCCCGGCGAGAGUCUGCACAACAACAACAUCAACGGCCAGCGUUCUUAACAGAUCCGAUAAACCCUGCGACUGUUGGCAUGAAGCAGCGCGUUGGAUUAAAUGCGCCAUUUGCGUAUGCGGCAUCCAUGAACGGGCUGGCGGUGGCCGCCGCAAAUAACCAUGACCAUUACGACGAUGAUGAUAACGAUAGCUCCUCUCCGACCUCGACAAUUGUCCCUCCUUCGCCAGCCACUUCUCGUCGCGCCUCACUCGUGCCUGAAAAAUUGACAACCAAUAAUACCACUCCACCUGACACUGUUUCUGCUGAAAACAACAACAACAUCGACAACGACAACGACAAUGACACCGCAGAAGAAACAGAAGAAGACACCACCACUUCCACAUCCACCUCCUCCCGCCCCUCAAAACUACACCCCCGCGUCGCCGUGAUCCUCGGCGUAGACCGUAAAUGGUAUUUACCUCUGGUCGUCUGCCGCGCACUCAGCGUCGUUCCAGCACUAUGGUGGGGACUGCGCUGCGCAUUCACGUUUCUCGCAGAGCUGUUACGCAUCAGACCAGGCAUGUGGCGAGAGGGCUGGGUUGCGAUUAUCGUGGGCAGUGCGGCGGCGGAUUGGGAUGUUGAGAGACGGUUCCGCGUGACAGAGGUUGCGUUGGCGAUUAUGUGGUGCUGUGCGUCUGCGUAUCUUUCGUAUUUCUUCAUGGACUGCAUGAUGUCUCGCUGGCUUCUGAACUACAGUCCCCCAGCAGUACUCAUCCGUCUCCUCGCAACCAACGGGCUCAUCGCAUAUCUCACUUCGUCCGUCCUCUUUCUGUCCGGCGCCUCGGUCGACCCUCGCCUUUUACUGCCAGCCUGGAUAUCCAUAACCACCACGCUGACAUUCCUCUACCACGCAACCCAAAACCACGCCAUGAUCAAACGCGAAACAACAGCCUCGCUCUCUGUGCUCUCCGUCGCUAGUUAUAUUAGCAUGUCCCUGCUACUUUUGCAAAUGCAUCUGACGCGCGAUAAUGAGCCGCAGGUGCCGGCUUUUGUAAUGGGACAGAGGGUUUUGGAUUGGAUUACUUAUACUUCUUCUUCUGCUGCAACGAGCACGGCGGUGUCGGAAUUGUGA